This is a messenger RNA of Labeo rohita (rohu), 1874 nucleotides long. It is a transcript of the gene mmp20b, whose product is annotated as matrix metallopeptidase 20b (enamelysin). Gene Ontology annotation, biological process: collagen catabolic process; extracellular matrix organization; amelogenesis. The transcript has 10 exons. NCBI's taxonomy places the organism in Eukaryota, Metazoa, Chordata, Actinopteri, Cypriniformes, Cyprinidae. The record is from RefSeq and is a predicted model, not a curated record. Gene Ontology annotation, cellular component: extracellular matrix. The coding region runs from base 32 to 1513 and encodes 493 amino acids. Gene Ontology annotation, molecular function: metalloendopeptidase activity; zinc ion binding.
UUCAGAAGGUUCUGUGGUCUGCCGAGGGGAGAUGCAGGUUUUACUCUGUCUGGUUUGUGCCUUUGGCCUUUUUGGUCAAUAUCAUCCAGCACCUUUACCACUGGAAGAAGAUGGAUCGGUGCAUCCAACAAGACCUGCUGCUCAGAACAACCUGUCCCUUGCAACAAAAUACCUGCAGCAAUUCUACAGUUUCAAAGCAGAUCCAACAGGCCGCAGGAGGAGGAGUCGUCCCUCGUUCUCUUCCAAACUGAAAGAUAUGCAGAGCUUUUUUGGGCUGAAUAGGACAGGAACUUUGAACCCAGACACCCUUGCUGUCAUGAGGACUCCUAGAUGUGGCGUCUCAGAUGUGGAGGAUUACAGUCACAGACGUGGAAACAGGUGGAAGAAAAACAUCAUCACUUAUGGUGUUGGGAGAUACACCAGUGACUUACCAGUGAAUACAGUGGAUGCUCUGAUCACGUCAGCUCUGGAUGUGUGGGCAAAGGCCAGCCCACUCACUUUCCUGAGGUCUUAUUCUCACCAGGCGGACAUCAUGGUGGAGUUUGUUGGAAAUGAACAUGGCGACUCCUUCCCUUUUGAUGGUCCGGAUGGCACACUGGCCCAUGCUUUCGGCCCAGGGGAAGGCAUUGGUGGGGACGUUCAUUUUGACGAAGCUGAAGCAUGGACAGCUGAAGCUGGGUUUAAAGGGUUUAACUUGUAUGUUGUAGCUGCACAUGAGUUUGGUCACGCACUUGGUUUGAAACACUCGCAAAAUCCAGAGUCAGUGAUGUAUCCGACAUACAAAAACAGAAAAACACACAAUCUGCUCUCCAGCGAAGAUAUCAUGAACAUCAACACUCUCUAUGGGCCAAGGGACAAAAGGCCUUAUCCAUCGCCAAGAUUUAGCUGGAGCUAUCCCAGCAACCCCUGGUACAGUGGUUCAUAUUUCCCUGUGCCAUUCAAGGACACAUGUAAUCCCGAUCUGACUUUUGAUGCUGUGACUACUGUAGGAGAAGCCAUUUUCUUCUUCAGAGACAAAUACUUGUGGAUCAAACACAAUAAUCAAAAUGAUAUAAAGGAAGGUCCCAUCAGCAAUUUCAUGCCAAAAAUUGACUGUCAGAUCGACGCUGCUUAUUGGGUCCCACAGCGGUCAACGGCAUAUCUAUUCAAUGGGACAAUUUUCUGGACCGUGAAAGGAUCCCAAGUAAAAGGCAGACCGAAAAACAUCAGCAAUCUGGGGUUCCCGUCAAGGAUACAGCAGAUAGACGCAGCAGUCCACAUUCACAAAACUGUACACACCCUAUUCUUCACCCAACACCAGUACUGGAGGUACAACGAACACAACAAGACUAUGAGCGACUCAAGCCCACGUAACAUUUCUGAUGAUUUCCCAGAAAUAAAAGGACCCAUAAGUGCAGCAAUUUAUAAAGAUGGGUUUCUUCAUUUUUUUGUUGGCUCAGAUGUGUAUAAAUAUGACGUCAAACAAAAGGAAAUUAUUGGAGCAGAUAAGACAACUUCCUGGCUUGGAUGUUAACAGACAUUCAUUAGACUAAUAGUUCAUAAAUCAAAUUAUUUUUUAAAGGUUAAUCAUUAUUUUUGCAGUUCUGGUUGUGAAAUUACAUAUGACAAAAAUGGCAUUAAUUAUGUUGUAUUUAAUUGUUUUUUUAGCAUGCUGUGCUUGUGAUAAAUGCAUCUACUGUUUAAUGUCUUUGGAAUGUUUUUGAUAUGCAAAUCUAUGUAAAAACUCAAAAUGUGGUAUAAAUGAAAAUUUAUGACUGUAUCAUUACCUCUGAAGAAAAGUACAUGUUUGGCAUUCAGUUCUGCACUCGCAUGACUGAGGUAAACCAAAGUAUUUAGCUUGAAUAUGCACUAAUCAGUGUGUAUUCAUGAUUGUA